This is a messenger RNA of Pogona vitticeps (central bearded dragon), 2800 nucleotides long. The record is from RefSeq and is a predicted model, not a curated record. Lineage: Eukaryota; Metazoa; Chordata; Lepidosauria; Squamata; Agamidae.
UUUAGUCUUCUAGCCAUUCUCCUCUGAUGCGUCGGGAGGAAAAAAGGGAGGCAGGCAGAAGACCAAACUUCUGAUUCAUCAGCGCUUAAAAAUAGUAGGGACGAUCAUGGAAGCCCGGAGGGUUUGUGCGAGAGGGCUGGCGAUUUGUCUCUGGCUGCUGUUUUCUCACGGGUCCGGAGCUGGAGCCCAGACACUGGAGAUCCUGCAGACUCCGGGACCCUUGUCCGUGCGAGCAGGGGAGACCCUCACCUUGAACUGCACAUUGACUGGACUUGGUGGGCCAGGUGGCGUGAAAUGGCACAAGGGGCUGGACAGGAGCCAACGACCCGUUUAUAGUCAAAGGGGAGACUCUUCCCAGCGGGGUACCAUGAUUUUUCCUGAAUCCCUCACAGACUUCAGCAUCAGCAUCCCCAACAUCCGACCGGAGGAUGCCGGCACCUAUUACUGUGUGAAGUACAGGGCAGGAAGCCCAGAGAGAGAAGAGAAAUCUGGGCAGGGCACGGAGGUGUCUGUGAUUGCCACACCAUCCUCGCCUUCCAUCAGCGGCCCCACAGGCAGAGUGGAGUCAGGGGCCGUGGUGACCUUCAACUGCCCCUCGGACGGAUUCUCCCCCCGAGACAUCACACUCACCUGGACAAAGGACGGAAGGACAAUCCAACCCUUGCAGACCAAGGUCCUGCCAGAAGGAGAGAGUAUCUCCUACCAGGUCUGGAGCACCGUGGACGUUUGGCUCACCAAAGACAAUGUGAAGUCGCAGCUCGUCUGCCGGAUCACACACAACACCUUACCGAGCCCCUUGGAGCAGAGUUUUAGCCUUGGCGAGGUCCUAAGAGUUCCCCCCAGCGUCCGAGUGGAGACCAGUCCCUCUUCUCCCGUGCCGCUCAACGGCACCGUGUCUUUCACCUGCAGCGUGGAAAGUUUCUAUCCAAGUGACGCCACCUUGAUCUGGCUGGAGAACAACACCAAGAGCGAGACGGCGACGGUGGAGGCCGUGACCCAGAACUGGGACGGGACGUCCUCCCUCAGGAGCACCUUGGAGGUGAAAGCGACCGAGGAGAGGAACCUGUCGGUGUUUACCUGCCUGGUUGCCCAUAAUUCUCAGCCGCCCGUCAACGAAACCGUGACCCUGAUAAUCCAGCCGCAGGCUGAAGGUAAUGAGAGUGCUCCUGAGUCUGAAACAGGUGAAAAAAGUGUCUUUAUCAUCGUUGCGGUGGUGUGCGCCCUUCUGGUUGUGCUGGUGGUGGCGAUCAUCUACCUUGUCCAAGCAAGGCAUAACAAGGGUAAAGACCCUACAUCAGUAAGGCUGAAUGAAUCUGAGAAGGCUUCGGGGAUGACGAAUCAGGAGCCCGAUCCCAACAAUGUCACCUAUGCGGACUUAAACACUAAUAAUCUUCCUAAGAAAAGCCCCAGCCAGGUGGUGGAGAUCAGCCAGCAGACGGAAUACGCCAGCAUCCAGCCCGCCAAGCCGGCUCCCAAUGACGACGUCACGUAUGCCGAUCUGGACAUGGUGCACCUGAGCAAAGCCCCCAAAAGACCCGCCCCGAAACCAGAGGAAGCCAGCUCGGAAUACGCCAGCGUGCAGGUGCAGGGCAAGUGACCGUUGGCGAUGGGUCGUCGGCACUCUGCGGCUUCCUGGCCCCCCUUUGAGGGGGUCGCCGGACGCCUUCUUGCUGGGCUCGGAUUCUUGGCUUUGUCCUCGGGCCGGGCCUCGAUGGAGGUGCCACGGGAUUCGCCUGCCACGGGGUGGCUCCUGCAGCUUCUUUUGAGUGGAACAUAACGUACGUAGCCAAGGUCAAGGGAAGAAACCCAUAGGUGCUACACACAACUGCAUCCUGCGAUUUUGGGCUAGUUCGUGGCGCCUCUUCCUUUCCUGCUUGCCAAGUGAGGAGGAAGAGGCCCUAGGCCAACGAAGGAUCUAACACAUUUUUUUUCCUUCCUCACUGGAACGGUCACUCUCUUCUUUCCAUUCGUCCACCCACCUCACGGAGCCGGACGACGCUGCCCCAGGUCCGCAGGCAGAACAUAAUAAUGCCCGGCUCUGCCUGUCGAAGGCCUGGCGCUUUGAUGCCAUCUUGAACCACCGCCAUGGAGGCGGCCCACACGAAGUACUUUCUACUCGCCCUGCAGUAGAAAUAAGCUAUGGGACACCAUCCCCAUCAAGACUCUAAAUUAAAUUAACGGUUGGCAGCCCCUGGGGGGGGAAAGCAACGGCCCCUUUCCCGGGUUCUCCUGGAGGGAACGGAGCCUCUUUGCUCAACCCAGACAGGGGUCUGCUUUGCUUUCGAUGGCUGUCAUCCACCGAUAUUUCCUUUUCCUCCCCCAGGCGAUACGUCUUGGGACAGUGCCUCUCUGCCUAUAGCAACUUCCUAUAAGCCCGGAUCGCCCUCCUUUCCCCGCUUUGCUGGCCCCUGGGGGCCGCUCUCUGGCAAAGUCAAAUCUUUACAGGAGCCUUCUGGUGUGCUGAUCUCUGCCUGCUUCCCUCCCUUUGUGUUCCUUUUACCCACCCACCCCCACUUUUUAAUUUCAUCCCCAAAUGUUUCUAGUGCUGGGGAGGGUGGCUUUGGAUGGCAUAUGGCCGUCUCUGUGAUGGGCCUUAGGAGGAGAGAGGGGGACCACGUUGAAGGAAGCCACGCUUCUUUCUCUUUCCCUUUCUUUUCCACGCCCAGAGUGCAUGUCAGUGGGAGAGUAACUUGAGCCACAGAACUGCAUUCGGUUCUUCUCUAUGUAUGUGCGUGUGUGUGCGUGAAUGUGUUUGUGUGCCUGCAUGUGUAUGUGUGUGCAUACAUGUGGGCAUGCACAC